Messenger RNA from Debaryomyces fabryi, 1353 nucleotides. RefSeq lists its product as uncharacterized. The transcript has a single exon. The record is from RefSeq and is a predicted model, not a curated record. Gene Ontology annotation, cellular component: fungal-type vacuole membrane. Gene Ontology annotation, biological process: vacuole fusion, non-autophagic; plasma membrane organization. Gene Ontology annotation, molecular function: phospholipid binding. Bases 1 to 1353 code for a protein of 450 amino acids. NCBI's taxonomy places the organism in Eukaryota, Fungi, Ascomycota, Pichiomycetes, Serinales, Debaryomycetaceae.
AUGCCGUCUCAACAAAAUACGACAAGGAAGAAUUCUGAUUAUUUGAAUGAACUGAAACACGGCAAAUAUAGUUAUAAUACAUCUGCAAAUAAACCUCCACAACAUCUUUCUGAAUUCUACUCCUUCAUGAGCAAUAAUUCGAACGCAUCAGCAUCUCCUGGACGGGAGCUGACUAGAGGUAGUUAUGAAUAUAACCAGAGAAUGAAUAGAGAGCCAUCUUUGAAUACCUUUACUUCAUUUUCUCCUUCUGUUAGUGACCUUUCAAAUAUAUUAACUUCACAAGAUUUCCAGCAUACCACUGAAAAAUAUAGUAACAUUAUAGAUAAGGCAGAAAAAUUACGAUUGUCAUUGGCAGGUGUAUGUGAAGCGGCCAGCGAAUUUGGACAUGCUUUAGAAGAUUCGAUUAACGAAUGCCCUAAAGUUAAUAAUUCAAAAAAUGUGAGCAAUGGGAUAAUGAAUGCGGGCGGUUUGCAACAUAUAAUAGCAGCAAAUCAGAAUAUCUUGAGCAGCUUGAUAUUACUGAGUUUCGAGCAACCGUUAAGAAAGGAGUUACAGAACCUUCAAGAAGAAUAUAGUUCCAAUUAUAAGUUCUAUCAGCAAGAAGUGAAGUCAAAGUCAAAUUUAUUGAAAGAGAAGGAAUUAGAAAACUUGAAACUUUCAAAGUCUAAGACAAGAAACUUAAAUACGUAUAAAAUUAACUUGUUGAGUUUAACGAAUCAAAUUGAUGAUAUUGACAGGUUGAAAUAUGAAUAUUACCAUGAAAUUAAUUCUAUGAUCGAGAAUUUUAAUCGGGAUCAUUUACUUGUAAGAACAGGUUCACUUGUAAGAGCCCACCUUGAAAUAUAUGAAGGUAUUGCUAAGAAGGGGUGGUCUGGUGGUGGUUUAGACGAAUUAUUAGCAAUAUCUCCUGACUUAUUUGGUACAGACUAUACGGACGAAGAAGAUGAGCAAUUGGAAGAUGAAGCUCGUAGUAAGAAUAACGAAAUAUCCCAUGAAAGAAUAUCAGCACAACGCGAUAAUAGUAGAUCUUUGAGCGAGGCAGAUAGUGACUCUCAAAUAGAUGAUACAGAUAACACAAUAGAAUUAUCGAAAAGGAGCCAAUCUGCUAAUCUGGUUAGAUGCAACACAGAAGUAUCAAAGAAGAUCUCUCAUGAAUUAGAAGGAGGUGAAGAGCAUAAUUUAGGUAAUUGCAGCCAGGGUGAUAGUACACAAGACGAGUCGUUUUCACUUCCAGCUAUUAAUAAUUCGAAUACUGUUCUAAAUCAAUCAGCUAAACUAUUGGAUUCAAAUAGUACCCAAGAUAAUGAUAUCAGUAUUGACAAUAAUGAUAUACUUAACGAACUUGACGAAUAG